UGGUAAACAAGUGCAUGCUUAUGGUCUUUUGAUAGAAGCCAACUUCAGCUCGGGCAGGUGCUGUUGUGUUUGACAGCAAAUCAAUACUUCAAAACAUUGUUAAUAAAGAGUGCAUUCCAUUGUUGUGGGCGAAGAAGGAGAAUCUUAUCCAUAUUCAGAGCUUAUAUCAGAGUUUAAUUGGAUUUAGUGGUGAGAUGGCCGAGUUACAGGACAACGUACCUCCUGGUUGGGACUGCAGGAUCGAUCUGAAAACAGGACGACAGUAUUAUAUAAAUCAUUAUACAAAGUCAACGACAUGGGAAGAUCCAAGGCUUAGAUUGAGGCAUCAUGGGACACCCUUGCACGUCGCUACCAAUCAAAUGGAGAUGAUACAAAUGCAGGUAAUUUAACAUCGGUGAAUUCCGUUCACGUAAAUCGCACACCCUUUAGUACAGUGGUUUCCAAACUUGAUGUUACUACGCCUCCCUCAAAAGUAUGUAAUCAUUUGGCGCCUCCCCUUGCAUAAAAGGACCGCGCAUUACUGCAAUAUGGAUAAGAGCACAAUAAUGUAUCGAUACUUGCUAGAUUCC
Nicrophorus vespilloides is the source of this 569-nucleotide messenger RNA. Its product is annotated as transcriptional coactivator yorkie-like. The transcript is spliced from 2 exons. NCBI's taxonomy places the organism in Eukaryota, Metazoa, Arthropoda, Insecta, Coleoptera, Silphidae. Bases 195 to 389 code for a protein of 64 amino acids. Gene Ontology annotation, cellular component: cytoplasm. Gene Ontology annotation, biological process: regulation of DNA-templated transcription; regulation of hippo signaling; negative regulation of organ growth. The record is from RefSeq and is a predicted model, not a curated record. Gene Ontology annotation, molecular function: molecular adaptor activity; kinase binding.